Ostreococcus lucimarinus CCE9901 is the source of this 2766-nucleotide messenger RNA. RefSeq lists its product with no specific name. Gene Ontology annotation, biological process: retrograde transport, endosome to Golgi; Golgi to vacuole transport. Gene Ontology annotation, molecular function: syntaxin binding. Gene Ontology annotation, cellular component: GARP complex. The coding region runs from base 1 to 2766 and encodes 921 amino acids. The transcript has a single exon. Lineage: Eukaryota; Viridiplantae; Chlorophyta; Mamiellophyceae; Mamiellales; Bathycoccaceae. The record is from RefSeq and is a predicted model, not a curated record.
AUGGGGACGCUGAGCGCGAUGGUGGCGAGCGUGGGGUUGGAUGCGAGCGUGGCGCGCGCGUUGGAGAGCGUCGUGAGCGGGACGCCGAGCGCGAGCGCGCGGGCGCCGGGGACGUCGGCGAGUCUGCUGCCAGAGGUUUCGAUGAAAGACUUUGAGGGGUAUCUACGACGAACGCGGGAGCGCUACGCGGAGUUCGUGGAGCAGCGAGCGUACGCGGCGGCGGCGCGAGCGACGCCGGAGGAGCGGAGCGAGGCGCGGUUGCGGCGGUACGAAUUAGAAGAGGGCGUGAGUGAAUUAAGCAGCGUGCCGGACUUGUUCUUCGACGAGACGUUUGAUUUGAGUCGACCGGAGACGUUUGCACGGGCGUGUGCGGGAUUAGAGGAUCAGAGCUUGCGGAAUCUAGCGCGCGCUUCCAUGGAUGCGCAGGAACAUUUAAGCGCACACUUGGAUACGAUCGAGCAGCAUUUGAUUCGAGAGAUCAUCGCGAAGAGCGAUGAGUUCUUUGAUGCGCUCAAGGAACUGCGCGAUCUUCACGACUCGAUGACGGAGACCCAAAUCACGGUUGGUUCGAUGCGUCAAACCGUCAGGAACAUUGGCGAACACUUGGUCAAGCCGGGGCAGCUCAUGAUAGACUUGAACGACAAGCGGGACAAAAUGCAAGGAUUGACUGAAAAAUUUGCAUCCAUCGCCGCGCUUCAACAAAUGCGUUUGGAUAUGGACGUUUUCGUUGAGAGUACGGAUUAUCCAGGCGCGCUGCAAAUCGCAGAGGAUAUUAGGAAAACUUUGGCGGAUGACAGAGUGCUCGCCGAGUUGUCGUGUUUCAGAAAGCUUCCAGAGCACAUCGAACGGACGGUCAGUAAAGUGCGAAACGUCAUGAUUAGUGAUUUCGUAGCGGGUGCAAGCCUACCGAGGGACGCCAAGGCUGUCGUCUCCCCGAAAACACUCGAACAUCUGUCAAAGGUUGCCGCGGCGAACGGAUUGAAACCGCCGGCUGCGAAUUUCAACGAAGCGCCCCAGUUUGGCGAUAAGAGAGGAAACGUGCUCGACACUACGAUUCCACCUUUUAUCGCACUGUUAUUUUCCGGAAGUUCCUUUGUUUGCGAUGCACUCGAGGCGUGGUCGUCUGCUAUGUCGGAAGACGUGCGCCAAAUCGAGCACGUCGCCGUAGACGUGAUGCUCAGUCGAGUCACGGGGGAGCGAGUCAAGAGCUCGACGACGUGCAUGGAAGAAGGCGUGUUUGACUCCGCGUACGCGAAUGCUAUUCGAAAGUUACCCGGUGAGGUCUUUGUGGAGAUGCUCGUGGCGUUGACAGAGACGUUCAACGCGUACUUUGAACGGGCCAACCAAAUCAAACUCGUAAUUCGUGGCGUCAUCGGUAACGAUGAAGAGGCUUUAACGCAGCUUCGUUCGAUCGAUGAAAAUUUAAUAUUGGCCGCGCACGAAGCCGCGACAAACUUUGAUUACGUGUGCUCGCAGACCGCUUUGGCGACGUCUAAUGAGGCUUUGAAUAAAGUCAUAGACAUCGCACAAGGACGAUUUGCGAAAAUUCUUGGCAUUCGAGCUCCCAUGAACAUCAACUUGAGCGCUCGAGAGUUCAUGCGAAUCAUGGAUGCGACGAACGGAUUCUUAGACUUGGCCGAAUCGCUUGGCAAGCAUCGCUGUCUCAGCCUUCGUUCAACGGUUGCAAAUCAAAGCAAAGCGUUCAUCCGCGAGCAACACGCCACGGCUUCAACAAAGCUCGUAUCUUUGCUAGAAUGUGAGACGUGGGCGCUCGCAAAGUUACCAAAACACUUUCAAGCACUCGUAGACGCAUUAGCAGAUGGUACGAGUAAGCUUCCAGAUGUCAUGAGCGAAGAUGUAGGCGAUGCAUCGUUCGUCGUCGUGGCGGAUGAAAAAUUUCACCCAGUGAAUAGCGCCGUGCUACUUCUGCAAAUGUUGACCGACUACGUGCGCCUUGCGCGCCAGAUUCCGUCUCUCUCCACGGAAGUGACGCAUCGAACGAUAGAUCUCGUGAAGCAGUACAAUACGGCCGUGUGUCAACUCAUUCUGGGUGCGGGCGCGAUGCAAGUGUCCAAGCUGAAAUCCAUCACUGCGAAACAUUUAUGUUUGGCGCAGCAGAGCGUUUCGCUCUUCGCAUCUCUUCUUCCAACCUUGCAAGAAGCCAUGUGCGCUCUAAUCGAAGGCCCAAAACACGUCCUUCUUCGUCAAGAGUUCGAGCGGAUGCUGCGAGAUUUGAAGCUGCACAAGAGUGAAAUUCACGACAAGCUCGUGAGCAUCAUGCGCGAUCGAGUGGAGUUCCAUUUGCACCGCUUGGCCUCAAUCGUCGAGUCUCUGCGCGACGAAGGCAACGUAAAGCAAGUCGAUGGAGCAAGCGAUUUCGCGAUUUCGUUAACGAAAGAGAUGGGAACUUUGCGACGCGUCAUAUGUGAAUUAUUAUCUGAAGACGACAGACGAGACGUUCUUGGCCGCGUACGCGACGAAGCCGUCGCGUCGAUCGUUUCGCGAGUUCAGUCUUUGGAAUCGGGAGACAAUUUGCGAAUUAUCGCGCAGCUGAGUGUUGACUUAGACGUUUGCGCCGAUUCCAUGAAGGAGAUGCCGGUAUCAGGCGCCGAUGCGUCUGAAGACGCGCUUGCGUCGCUCGCGAGCGCAUUUCGAUUAAAAGUACCCCCGCCCGUCGUGAAUGAACCGGCAGACGACGUCUCCGCGCGAGAAAAAGAACAAGUAGGGCAAAACAAAGCAGCGGACGAUAAACCUAGCACCGAUUAG